GCACAAUCCAUGAAGAGCAGCACUACCACGAUUGCCCAGGCCGUUCAAGCCCUGAAUGCAGACCGCAGAUUGAUGGUCACCGCAACGCCAAUACAGAACCGCUUAUCCGAACUGUUCAGCUUAUUUCAUUUUCUCCGCUUCUAUCCCCAUAUUGAUCACAGAAGCCUCACAUGGGGAUCAGGAGACCCAGAAGAGGAUGUAAAGAGGCUUAAGCAGUUGCUUGGAUUCAUAAUGCACCGACGUCUUAACGGUAUACUUUCUCUACCUAAAGGACGGAUAUAG
Molecule: messenger RNA, 282 nt
Organism: Cryphonectria parasitica EP155
Lineage: Eukaryota; Fungi; Ascomycota; Sordariomycetes; Diaporthales; Cryphonectriaceae
Exons: 1
Molecular function (GO): ATP-dependent chromatin remodeler activity; ATP binding
Source: RefSeq, a predicted model, not a curated record